Molecule: messenger RNA, 540 nt
Organism: Emericellopsis cladophorae
Lineage: Eukaryota; Fungi; Ascomycota; Sordariomycetes; Hypocreales; Bionectriaceae
Exons: 2
Coding region: 1-540 (179 amino acids)
Biological process (GO): arachidonate secretion; phospholipid metabolic process
Molecular function (GO): A2-type glycerophospholipase activity
Source: RefSeq, a predicted model, not a curated record
AUGAAGUUCAUCACCGUCCUCCUGAUCAUGGCCUCCACAGCCGCAGCCCUCCCCAGCAUGAAGGCUGCUGUGAUUCCACUGCAAUCCGACAACGAGAUCACCGACGAGUUCCUCUUCAACAUCACGCUGCCCGAGUUUGAGACGCGUCGCGGCACCCCCGACACGCUCAACUGGGAGACGGACGGCUGCACCUCGUCCCCGGACAAUCCGUUUGGCUUCCCAUUCCUCCCUGCCUGCUGGCGCCACGACUUUGGCUAUGGCAACUACCGCAACCAGUCGCGCUUCACAACCAAGGCCAGGUUGAAGAUUGACAAAAAGUUCAAGAAAGAUCUCUACUACCAGUGCAAGGACUCCUCCGCCAGGUUGGUCUGCAAGAGCCUCGCAGCGGUCUAUUUCACUGCUGUCCGCGCCUUUGGCGGCAUCGAGACUGGUCCUGGCAAGCGCGAUGUCGACUGGGUCGCCAUCUACGAGGAGAAGGUCGCAAUUUACGAGGCUCUGGUGCGCGACGCUCAGCAGGAGGGUCUACUGCCAAUGCUGUGA